AUGGCAGACGAGACGGUGAAAAAAGACAAGAAGGAGGAAAGGAAGGAAAAGGAGAAGGAUGACAAAAAGGUCAUGAAGACCAAGAAAGAGAAGAAGGAGAAGGAAGGUGAGAGGGGCAGAUCGCCCAAGAAAGCAAAGAAGGAGAGAAAGACGGCUGAGAAAAGUGAGACGAGUGAGAAGAAGACGGCAGAGAAACCCAUCGUCUUCGUUCCCGUGGUGUGCAAGAAAGCUGGGCAGGUGUUUGAGACACCAGAGACCAAGAAGCGGGUGCCUUCACCGAAUGCCCCGGAGCCCGAUGACAAGAAGAAGAAGAGAAGAUCGGUUUCCCCAGCACUGUCUCUACCCAGCACAAGCACUGCAGUGGCCAAAGUGGCUGAAAUGACAUCCUUGAUGGAAGAGAAUGAUAGCGGCAGUGAAGCCGAAAGUCCCAGCCAAGAAGCGGCAUCAGAUCCAUCAUCAGAGGAAGAGAAGUAUGAUGAAGAAAGCCCAGAAAGCAAAGAAGAAGAAGAAGGAGAAGCCGGAGCUGGCGACAAGGAGGAAGACGAGAGUGAAGACGCGUCGGACGAGGAGGACGAAGAUGACGGUGAGGACGCAGAGGGAGAUGACGAUGAGGAGGAAGAAGAAGAGGAGGAAAAUGACCAAAGCAGUGAAGCAGAAGAGGAAGGAAAGGAGGAAGGCGGCAAGGAGGCGGAAGCCAAGGAGGGAAAAGAAGAUGAGGCAGCCCCGCAGCAUGCCCUUGUAGCAGUUACAAAGGCAACAGCAGAAACGGCUCUGGUUCCCGUGCGCAACAGCACGACCAAUAAGAAGGAGUGGGACUCUUUCUGCCGAAGCAAGGGACGGUUCAAGGUACAUGAGUACUAUACCCAAAACAAACUUGACUGCUUCAACAUGUGGAUGGACAUGGGGAAGGAUUGGGACAAGGAAGCUUGGUACUACAUGCCAGCCCCUAAGAAGAUCACCCACAAGGAUGUCGUUUCUGAGAGUACGGUACUCCAUGCAAAGACCAGUGUGGACCCAGAACUUCAAAAGGCCCUUUGCAAUGAAGAAGAUGGAUUCAUGCGACCUGGCGCUAUGCCUGCUGUGACAACAGCGUCAGCUGCUGGCACCAAAACGCUCUUGGAAGCUGUUGCUAAGGAAGCCUGUGCAAAGAAGAAGUCAAAGCCUCAGCCGAAAGAGAAGUCAGAGGAAGUGGUUCCCCAGACAGCCAAAGAAAAGGUGACUGAAGCGAUUGGCAAUGUUCUGAAGGAGGUCGGGGUUGCUAGAACAGCAGCCAUCACGUUGCAAGGUCUUGAAUACGCAGACAAUCUGAGCCAAGCCAUCAAGAGCCAUGCUGAUGGCGUUGAAGCCUACUACUCUGAAGUUCAAAGGACUUUGAAAGGAUCCCCAUCAGAAAAGGAACUUGCAAAGGUUCUGCAAAAGAUCGAGGAAAAGUCGCAAGCCACGAAGAAGCUUCAGGCUGCAGCCAACGCAUUCCUGGCCAACAGCACGGGCAAAAGCAACACGGCCAUUGCCAGGAAGCGACAGAGAUUUGAAUCCACGACUUCAGUAGCAAAGGCCGUCAACAAAACGGCCGCAGAUCUCGCCUGCUGGUCGAUCCAGUGUGCAAUGCGAGGCACGGCACCUGAAGUCGGCUUUCGUGGUGAGCCCCUCAAUGGCCACCGUUUGGCCAUGUCUGGGAAACCAUUGGCACAAGGUUGGAGGGCCUGCUACUUUGCUAUGAAGGCCGACCUCAAGGCCCGAAAAUGGAUGCAUGGUUUCAAUCGCUACUACAAGGCCGGUUGGAUGUGUGACAGCUGUCUUGCAUGUUCGGGCACCAAAUGUGAUGAGAGAAUGCACUACAAGAAUUUUGGGCCUGGAAAAGCUUGGGACCACACCUUGAUCAACCACAGCAUGUACCUGUCGAUGCCGGGCGAGCUCAGUCCGUGGUCUACGGUGCCAGGGUGGAGCUUGGAGUCUACGACAUUUGAUUUCAUGCACAACCUGUAUCUGGGAACUGGGAGGGAUCUUGUAGGAUCUACGUUCAAGUGCCUUAUCUGGCGAGGUGCUUACUCCCAUCUACCAAUGACUGACAUGAAUUCCAUUUUGGCUGUCAUGCAAGAAGAGAUGGUUCACGAAUGUCGGCAAUGUGGGUUGUACCUUCCCAGAAAACCGAAUCUGACGGAAGCAAGCCUGAGCGACAAAGACUACUCCGAACUCAGCACGAAGUUCAAAGCCUGUCAUGUCAAGAUCAUGGUGUACUGGAUUGCCAAAAAAACGAAAGAGGCAGCUGAGUCACACCCCCAAGACAUCGUUCUACAAGUUCUGGCAACUUGCUGCUUCGCCUUGCAGAAAUGCAUUACCAUACUGGACAAUGAGGGGUUGAUUUUAGAUCACAACACAGCUGCUGAAGCUUCGGACAUGCUGCUACUUCAUGUCAAAGCAUACGCUUGGUUGGCAGCUUUUUUUUACACAGAGAGGAAGAUGAUUUUUAGAAUCCGACCAAAGCUGCACUACAUUUGGCACCAAGCCAUGCAAUUGAAAAAGUGGCGUAUAAACAUAGGUGCCUUUGCAACGUUUCAUGAUGAAUCGUUCCUUGGAAAAAUCAAGGCAGUUGCAACAGCUUGUCAUGGAAAAACUAUGACUGCUAGAGUUUAUGAGCGGUAUAUUUUAUGUUUAGCCCUCUUGGUGCACCAGCAUCAACAGUUGGAUGAAGCCACUGCUUGAACAGGGGGCGUUGGGGUUGGAUACAAAC
Cladocopium goreaui is the source of this 2731-nucleotide messenger RNA. The record is from the annotation of a GenBank genome assembly. Lineage: Eukaryota; Dinophyceae; Suessiales; Symbiodiniaceae.